This is a messenger RNA of Triticum aestivum (bread wheat), 864 nucleotides long. RefSeq lists its product as uncharacterized. The transcript has 2 exons. The record is from RefSeq and is a predicted model, not a curated record. Lineage: Eukaryota; Viridiplantae; Streptophyta; Magnoliopsida; Poales; Poaceae. The coding region runs from base 164 to 511 and encodes 115 amino acids.
UGUGCGCUUUAGACGCCAGUUUGCAAAAUGACCUAUAACAGACGCGUGAAGCGCCAAAUAGGAGCCGUCCCGGGGCGUGGAGUUAUUCAAGGCUCUUACGUGUAUAUAGAUUUGUACAUGGGCCCAGAGUUCAGCCCAGCCAGGCACCCAGCCCACUCCCGGAAUGCCCUUCCAAUCCCCGAGCAGCACACGAGCGCACUGCCCUAGCACGCACGCACCCACACGAUCAGACGCAGCCGCCGCGCUGCCUUCCCGCGCGGACGCCCUCCGCCAUUGCCGCGCUCACUCCUGGCCGUGCUCCCGGCCGGCCUCCCCCCAUCCCCCGCGCUUCCGUCCCGCGCUGGCGCUGCCAUCUCGUGCUGCCGCCAGUCCGCCGUCGUCCGCCGAGGCCGAGCUCCCGGCCUCCACCGUCCUGCGGGCGAGCGGCGAGCUCAACCUCAACUGCGCCCCGAGCGUCGUCCGCUCCGGGACGAGGCCUCCGUGCUCCUGCGGUUCUACCGGCUGCUGGUGAGGUGAUGUAGGUGUUGUGUAGAGACGGUGGUAGAGGAGUCGUAAGGAGAUUGUCAGAGCUGAAUCGGUAGGUCAUCCGCAUCAGCUUAUUCUGUGUGUUGUCCUCGAUAUAGUCGGCGGCUGCGCCACGUAUUGUUUUUAAAUUUUUAUUUUGUUAAAUUCGGAGGUAGAAGAUUAUUUGUACACUUCAGUUUUCGGACCUCCUAGUUUUCAAUUUGCAGAUACUAAGUAAACCAAAGGCACACAUUCAUGGUUCUUACUUUUUUAAAUUCUGAUUAUGCAAAUGCACAGACUACAUAUUGUUUUAGUGCUAGAUCAAAUUUUCAAACAUAGCCAUGUGUGUCUGCGGAAAUA